Adineta ricciae is the source of this 1107-nucleotide messenger RNA. NCBI's taxonomy places the organism in Eukaryota, Metazoa, Rotifera, Eurotatoria, Adinetida, Adinetidae. The record is from the annotation of a GenBank genome assembly.
AUGUCGAAAAAAGCAGUAGCAAAGAAACCAGUGGUACCAGCGAUGUUCGCGAAAAGCGCAGCAUCAUCAUCGCCAACAAAAUCUGCAGAAGGAAACAAAGAAAAUCAUACAAAACCAGAUCGAUUAGUACCAUGGGUUGAGAAAUAUCGACCCAAGAAAGUCAGUGAUGUUGCUUAUCAAGAUGAAGUUGUUGCAGUGUUGACCAAAUGUCUUGCUGGAAGUGAUUUUCCUAAUCUGUUGUUCUAUGGACCACCAGGUACUGGUAAAACGAGUACUAUUCUUGCUGCGGCACAUGAACUUUUUGGUCCUCAACUUUUUCGUGAUCGGGUAAUGGAAUUGAACUCGUCAGAUGAACGUGGCAUCAAUGUUAUACGUGAGAAAGUCAAGAAAUUCGCACAAUUUUCGGUAGUUGCAACACGUACUGACGGUGUUUAUUGUCCGCCAUUUAAAUUGGUUAUUCUCGAUGAAUGUGAUUCAAUGACGAAAGCUGCUCAAGCUGCACUUCGUCGAACAAUGGAACGGGAAUCAAAAACAACGAGAUUUUGUUUGAUUUGUAAUUAUAUCAGUCGAAUAAUCGAUCCAAUUACAUCUCGAUGUGCUAAAUUUCGUUUUAAACCGUUAAGUAAUAACAUUAUUGAACAACGUUUACAAGCAAUUUGCAACAAUGAAAAUGUUCAAUGUGAACCUGAGGCUAUCAGCGAAUUAGUUAAAUGUACGGAAGGCGACAUGCGUAAAGCGGUGACAUUUUUGCAAAGUGUCGCUCGUUUCCGCACAAAUGAAACGAUUUCGACGAAGGAUGUGCAUGAAAUAACUGGCGUUAUUCCAGACAAUGUUAUUGAAAAUCUCUAUCAAGUAUGUCACUCAGGUUCUUAUGAAAAACUCGCAACAACAGUGAAAAAUGUGCUCUUAGAAGGGUAUGCAUCUCAUCAAUUAUUGUUACAAUUACACGAUCAUAUUUUGGCUCAGAUGGCGUUGGGUAAUGAACAAAAAGCGGUUAUUUUCGAGAAAUCAGCGGUUGUCGAUGGAUGUUUACUCGAUGGCGCUGAUGAAUAUUUGCAAUUAAUGGAUUUUCUUUGUACGGUGAUGCAUCAGUUAUGUCGAACAUAA